Trichogramma pretiosum is the source of this 5807-nucleotide messenger RNA. RefSeq lists its product as uncharacterized. The transcript has 10 exons. NCBI's taxonomy places the organism in Eukaryota, Metazoa, Arthropoda, Insecta, Hymenoptera, Trichogrammatidae. The coding region runs from base 39 to 5798 and encodes 1919 amino acids. The record is from RefSeq and is a predicted model, not a curated record.
AAAUAGAUGCACUUGAAAAAGAUUGCCAAAAAUUUUCAAUGCAAAUAAAUGAAUGGCGGGAAUCACAGGAAAAACUUCAAACACAAUUGGCAGAACAGAAAAUAAAAUUAGAUGAAAAAAGCAGUCAUAUGGAACAACUUCAGUUCAAGAUAAAUGAUCUAGGUUUGGAAAAUGAUAAAUUAAAGGAAGCUAUGAAAAAAACAAAAGCAACAAAAAUAAUGAAUCCAAAGCCUGCUGCUCAUAAAAAACAUGCAUUUGUUCAAACCAUCGCUGCUUCAAAACCUUUAUUAGUGGACAAAUAUGUUAAUACAACUUAUUCUGAUACCCCUUAUUGUGAUAAAUGUCGUGGGUGUAAUCCUGUAUCCAAACCAUUUGAAAAAUCCAUGUCUACUCUACCUCUACACACAUCUCAUGCAAAGUUACCUUCGCUCAACAUAGAAAAAAUUGAACAUGAAUCAAAUUCUCCCAAUUAUAAGGAAAGCUUUGAAGAAAGUAACUCUUUCAGUUUGAAUGAAAAUUCUACAGAACCAUCUUUUUCAUUUAUGGAAGUAAAUAAAUUUUCCAGAAUUAUGGAAAAAUUGAAAAAGGAAAAUAAAAAAUUACUAUCAAAAAACAAAAGACUUGAAAGGGACAGAAAGAAAAUUACUAAAAAUGAUAGAGACGUCGGCAUCAAAAAGUAUAACUUUAAAAAAAUCAUCAUAAAUAAUUAUGAUGGAAGUAAAAGUGCAAGACAAGAAAAGAAAAAUUACAAAACAAAACAAAUUAAAAAGUUAAAAAAAAGCCAAAACACUUCGAUGGAAAAUAAUUCUUCCAAUGAUAACUGGACAAUUGAUGAAACUGAUAAUAGAUUGAAAAGAAAACCUUCGUUAUAUUCUUGUGACAAACCACUUGAGAAAAAAAGAAAAAUAGUUACAGAAAAUACUACUGUUACUAAAGAUAAUAUAGUUACUAAAGAUUCUAAUGUUAAUGAAAAUAACAUACUUAAUUCUAUUAUAGUUUCUGAUUUAAAUUUAAGUGAGGAUGAUGAUACAUCACCAAACGAAACUCUCAAUAUGGAAGUAAAUAUCAAUUCGAAUGAUCAGCUGAUAAAAAGUGACUCAAAAUCAGUUUCUAAGGCUAUCAAUUCCAAAAAGGAUAUUAACUGUUUCAAAAGUAAUCGGCCAACUAUGUUGUCUAAAAAUGUAUUCAAAACACAAGAUACCUCUACAAAGAUACGGCCAAUUCCAAAAAAUAUUCUUCAAUCUUGUAGCAUAAGAAAUGAUCAUAAUUUGCAGAAGCUCAUAACAAUUAAAGAUACAAAAUCUCUUAAUUCUCUAACUAGCAACGAUCUUAAAAGUAACUGCAUUCAAUUUAACACUACCAAAGCAACUGAAAAUGUAUUUAAUAACGAUCAAACAGAUCCUAAAUUAAAUAACAAGUCUUUACAAUCAAAUACGUCCCCAAAUCCAGUGAACGAUAAUAAAACCUCAAGCCCCCUAAAGGUUAUCAAUCCAAUAGAAAAUGUAACAAAAACUUUUUCUGAUAUUCAAUCUACUUCACAAGUAACUUGUAAUUUAGAAAAUGAAGUCAGAAGUGAUUAUCAAGGAAGUCUAAAUUCUAAUGAUAAAAACACGACAGUACCUUACAAUAAUGCAGCUGAUAAUCAAAAUAAAGUAGAUGAAGAUUCAAAUCCAAACAAUUUAGUGAAAGGUAAAAGUAAACUAAAACAGACAGUUAUUGAUAUAUUUGGUGAAGACAUUGAAGAUUUAUCAGAUAACGAUAAUGUUUCUAAAGAAAAUCAAACAAGCUCAAAAGUUAUGAGCCCAGAAAAAAAUAUUGAUAAUGAAACUAAAGAUGAAAAAAUUCAGGGUUUUGUAGGUGACGAUUCUAAAUCAUCUCGAAGUUCUGAAUCUUCUGAAGAUUCAUCACACUUAUCUGAGGAUUCAGAUUCAUCUAAAGAUUCGCUAAGUAGUGAUGAAGAAGAAGAUGAAGUAAGUUACAGAUCAAAUGCAACUAGAAAUGACAGCACCCAAAAUAUUGAAGCAAGCUGCUUUUCAAAUGAACAAAAUAUUGAUAAGGUAAAAGAUGCCAAAUUUGAAAACGUUUCUAAUGAACCUUUAAAGAAAAAUACAGAAAAAAGUGUAACUAAUAAAAUUAUGAGUGAUGUUGAACAUGACUCUGCAUUGAAUUUUGAGACAAAUUGUUCCCUUAGUAGCACAGAUGAUUCAAAUUCAUCAAUAGAAACAGAACCAAAUUCAUCAAUAGAAACAGAACCAAAUUCAAUUGAGACCAAAACAAAAAAAAUAGGUUUAAAUCCCAAAAGAAAAAAACUGCUUUUUAAGAUACGGAAUAUUAAAAAUAUUACCAAAAAACUUCCAAUUAAAACUGCUGUACCAAAAGCAACAUUAAAUACUUUGAAUUCAUCAAGCGGAUCUUGUAUGAGUGUUAAUGAUAGUAUUGUUAUCCCAACAAAAAAGCGAAUAGCACAUACUCCUAAAACUUCACCAAAAUUAGUAGAUACAUCGGAUAAAAAUAUAAUAGCUUCAACACCAAAACCAUCCAAUCUUCAAACCAUCCAAGAUUCAUUGAAGCAACAAAUUGACGUAAAAUCUAAUAAGCAGAAAAUAAUUUGUACAAUAUCUGAAGCUUCAAAAAAAACUUUGGGUGAAGACACAAAAACUGAUGAAAAUAAAAAAUGUUUUGAAGAAUCCAUCGAAAAUUUAUCUGAAAAGAAAAAAACUGAAAUUGGGUCAAUAAAGACAAAAACUACUGCAGAAAAUAAAGAUACUAAAAUUGAGCAAAAUGGGUCGAAAGAUAUUUCAGAUAAUUCCGUAGUGCUUUCCAUUUUAAAAACACCAGAAACAGCUUUGGCUAAAGACAUACCAUCUAAAGGAAUUGUAACAAAUUCCAAAGAAUCGAUUUUAGAUUCAUUAGAAAAUAAACAAUCUGAAAAAGACUCAAUAAUUUCGAAAAAUACUUCGGAAAUAUCUGCAGAAACUACAAAAAAAUUUUCGGGUUCCAACACAGAAUCUGAAGAAGAUGAAUCGAAAUUUCAAGAAUCGAUCCAAGAUCAAUCGGAGGACAAAAUAAUUAAAGUUGAGCAAAAUGAGUUGAAAGAUAUUGCAGAGAAGUCUGUAGUUCUUUCCAAUUCAAAAGUACUUAAAACAGUUUCGAAAACAGUGUCUAAAGAUACGCUAUCUAAAGAAAAUGAAAGAAAUUUCGAAGAAUCGAUUUUAGAUUCAUUAGAAAAUGAACAAUCUGAAAAAGACUCAAUCAUAUCUAUAAAUACUUCGGAAAUAUCUGCAGAAGAUCCAAAAUUAAUUUUGGACAGUGACACAGAAUCCGAAGAAGAUAAACCGAGAUUUCAAGAAUUGAUCCAAGAUCAAUUGGAGGACAAAGUAAUUAAAGUUGAGCAAAAUGAAUCGAAAGAUAUUUCAAAAAAAUCAGUAGUUCUUUCUAAAUCAAAAGCACCGGAAACAGUUUUGGCGAAAGAUACACCGUCUAAAAAAAUUGAAAUAAAUUCCAAAGAAUCGUUUUCAGAUUCAUUAGACAAUGAACAAUCUGAAAAUGACUCAAUAAUUUCUAUAAAUAUUUCAGAAAAAUCUGCAGAAGCUCCAAAAUUAGUUUUGGAUAGUGACACAGAAUCUGAAAAAGAUGAAACAUAUUUCCAAGAAUCAAAGAUAAAACAAAUAGAAAAGAAUAAAACUGAAAUCAAGUCAAAAGCUACAAGAACAGACUUGAAUAAAGACAUAAAAUCCAAGGAAGACGAAAUAUGUUCCAAAGAAUUAACCGAAGAUUCAUUGGAAAAGAGACAAUUUAAAAGUGAGCCAAUAAAAUCAGAAAUUAUUUCAGAAAAAUCAACAAAACUUCUUACAUCAAAAGCUUUGACAACAAAUUUGGAUGAAAUAUGUCACAAAGAAUCAAACUUAGAUAUUAUAAAAAAAGAACCUACAAAACAAAUUCCAUCUUCUUCAAUGAAUCAAAAUAAUGUUUCUAAUGUUCAUAUGCAAUCUGGAGAAAAUAAAAUAUUUUCUCAAGAUUCCACUCUUAAACAACCGAAGAGACGGAAAUUGUCGAAUUCCAAAAAUUCUUUUAAAAUUGGAGAAGAAAUCAAAAAUAAUUUUGUAUCCAAGACUAAGAAGUUGACAGAGAAUCCAAAAACUCUACAAGAAUCAGUUCAUGGUAAACUGGAAAAAAGUAUGCCGGUUGAUAUUGGUAAUAUUAAAUUAGAAGAAAAUUUGGAGGUUUCUCAAAAAUGUACUGAAGAUGUUUUAAAUCAAUCAGUUACUGUUAUAGACAAUGACAAUAAUGAUAGCCCUUCGAAAAAAACUAAGAUCAUUGGCCUUAAAAAUUCUAUCGCAAACAUUAAAUCAGAAAGUCCAAACAUUGAUUGUAGCCCUGGUAGAGAAUUACGCUCGAGGCAAUUAAUUUCAUACAAUGAAAUUAAUUUAUAUCAUAAUAAUGGAAGUGAAAAUGAUAAAAGUGACACUCCUAAAGCUAAAAGUUUGGAGCAAUUAAAACACAUAAACAGAAUUAAUGAAGAGAACACUAGUUUGCCAAGUUCAUUUGUUUUAAAAUGUUUGAAUGAAUGUUUAGUUGCACCAAUAGAAAAUUUAAAAGUACAGAAAAACAAUAUUCAUCAUGGUAUAGUAAGAAAACAAAAAAAAUUCAUUGAUGAAGAAAUCUUUUCUUUGAUGGAAGCAGAAGAAUGGAAUUCAGAAAUAAAUGAUAGUGUUUGUAAAAAUUUAGUAAAAUUCAAUGAUUGGAAAAUGGUUGCAUUUGUUAUGAUUGAGCAUGCAGCUUAUAAGUUUACAGACGAUGAAGCUCUUGAUAAAACACAUACACCUCCAGCACCACUGAUGACUCCUUCAGAGCAAAAAUUAGUAACUCUGAUUGUAAGCAUUGAAAAACAUAAUCCAGAUUUUGGAACUCUUGUUGUAGAAGCAUUACAAUUCAAACUUUUCAGACUUCAACCUGCUCAAGAAGCUUCAUUAGUUGAGAGGCUUUUCCGUAUUCUGAUUGUUUUAUGCAGAAUCAAGCGAGAUCGUGAAAAAGUAAGAAUUUUUUUAUUAGAUGCUUUAUAUUCAUUGAACAUGAGAGCUGUAAAUUGCAUUUACGUGGCUUUAACAUCAUGGUCAGAGUUAAUUCCUAAACAUGAUUCCAAUAAUGAUAUUUUUGUAAAAACUUUGGUACAUACAAUCAUGAGUAUGAAUCCAAAGCGAAUAUUUCCUAAGCUUAUGACUUUGAAAAAUUUACUCUCGAUGUAUUACGAAUACCCAAAUUCAGAUUAUGAUGAUUCAAAAUUUAAAGAAGAACUCAUAGAACAUUUAUUAAAAGACACACCUGGUGCAAGUACUGCUAUUCUAAUAUUUUGUAAAAAAAUGGGAACGGAAUGGACUAUAAAAAAUAUUGUCAACAGACUGAAAAUUAUGAUAGUAAAUAAAGUAAAUCCAUCACCAAGUGUAAUUUUACCGUUGCUUGGAAAUAUUUUACGAACGUUCCCAACUACUGAUAAAGAAAAUGAUGUCAAAGACAUAAUUGAUCAAUUGUGUGAUGUCUUUGAAGCCACUGACGAUGAUGAUUUAAAAGAAAGCAUAGUAUCUUGCUUGUUAAGUAUUAGUAAAUUUAAUUAUAAUAAAAUAAUGAGGGUGAUUAUUCAAUGGCAACCUAAAGAAGAACUUUCACCUAGUUUAAAAGAAAAAUUUGUUGCAACUUUUAAAAAACAUGAUCUUAAGUGGUGGUUAAAAUUUGUGAGUACUAAUUUUCCCCGUAAGAAAGUUAAAAAAGGAAAUUACAAUUCAAAGAAAAAUACAAUAUAAAAUAAAAUC